Papaver somniferum (opium poppy) is the source of this 2300-nucleotide messenger RNA. RefSeq lists its product as uncharacterized. The transcript is spliced from 2 exons. Lineage: Eukaryota; Viridiplantae; Streptophyta; Magnoliopsida; Ranunculales; Papaveraceae. Bases 381 to 1868 code for a protein of 495 amino acids. The record is from RefSeq and is a predicted model, not a curated record.
UCUCGAAAACCAUGGGCAGUAUUCUUAAAUACCAUCAUCUCUCUCUACAAAGUACAGCAACUUCUAUACAUCAACCUCUCCCUAACCGUACACAUGUCUAAAACCCCUACGCUCAACCACAAAUAACAACCUUCACACGAUAAUAUCAUGAUACAUACUGUACACGAACAUAUGUCCCAAAACCAUGUUUCUCAAUACUGGUUGCUGCUCCAUCCCCAAUUGCUUACUCUAAAUACCACAUUUUUAUUAACUUUCAGUCUCUCAAAUCAAGCAAUUCUCAUUCACACUACACAACAGUAGCUAAAAGGAAGAAGACUCAAGGAUUGAAUUCAAUCCAAUCCCACUAAGAUCUGCACAAAAAGGAGACAUUUCUUUCAGGAAUGGGUUCAGGAAUGUUAGGUUUAGAAAUGCCUAUACAUCAUCCACACCAUCCUCAUCAUCAGCAUCCCCAUCCUCAUCAACAGCAGCAACAACAACAACAGCAGCAGCAACAUCCGUUUGCAAACCAUCUUCAACAACAACCACAUCACUUAGUGUCAUUUGGUGUUGGAGGCCAUGAAGCUGAUCCACAUAAUCAAUCUCAACAAGCUGUAAAGCAAAAUGCGUAUGGGUUUGGUAACAAACCGAAACCACCACAGCAAGUAGCUAUUAGUGAUGAAGAUGAGCCUGGGUUUGCAGGGGAGGAUGGUGGUGGGGCAGAUGGUAGGAAGAGAGUGUCGCCGUGGCAGAGAGUGAAAUGGACAGAUAAUAUGGUUAGGUUGUUAAUUAUGGUGGUUUAUUAUGUUGGCGAUGAUGCUGGUCCUGAAGGAAAUGACUUAACUGGUGGUGGUGGUAAUUGUAAGAAGAAAUCAGGUGGGCUAUUACAGAAGAAAGGAAAAUGGAAGUCGGUCUCGAGAGCUAUGAUGGAGAAAGGUUUUUAUGUUUCUCCACAACAAUGUGAAGAUAAGUUUAAUGAUUUGAAUAAGAGGUAUAAGAGAGUUAAUGAUAUAAUUGGGAAGGGGACUGCUUGCAGAGUGGUUGAGAAUCCGGCUUUACUUGAAACUCUGGAUCAUAUACCACCAAAAUUGAAAGAGGAGGUGAAGAAAUUGUUGAAUUCAAAACAUCUUUUCUUUAGAGAGAUGUGCGCUUAUCAUAAUAGUGGGGGUGGAGGAGGUGGUGGGAUUGCGUCGGGUGGUGGGCAUCAGAUUCCAGAUGUGGCUGUUGAGUCUUCUCAGCAUCAUCAACAAGAUAGAUGCUUUCAUUCAUCUCAGGGUGCUGCGGCUAAUGGUAAUUCAAGAGCUAGAGCUGAUUUGGAAGGUUCGAAAAUGGUGAAUAAAAGAGGAGUUAGUCAUGAGGAAGAAGAAGACGAGGAUGUGGAAGACGAAGAGGAUGGUGAUGAAGAUGAAGAAGAGGAGGAGGAGGAGGAUGAAGAAACUGAAGAUGGUGGGAAGAGUCAUAGAAUGCAAGGAGCUGGCCAUGACGACGAAGAUGACGAUGAAAAGAUGGUGCGGAAGAAGAGACAAAGGAGGGGCACCUUUCCUUCAGUAUCACCAUCAAUACAGCAACUGAGCUGUGAACUGAUGAAUGUUCUUCAAGAUGGCUCGAAGAACCCAUGGGAACAGAGGCAAUGGAUGAGAACCCGGACAGUUCAGUUGGAGGAACAAAGAGUGAGCUACCAAUGCCAAGCAUUUGAGCUCGAAAAGCAGCGCUUAAAAUGGUUGAAAUUUAGUGGGAAAAAGGAAAGGGAAUUGGAGAGGAUGAAACUCAACAACGAGAGGCUGCGGCUUGAAAAUGAUAGGAUGGUUCUUCUUCUUCGUCAAAAAGAGCUAGAAUUGGUUGAUCUCCAUCAACAACAACACUCAUCUAGCAAACCAACUUCCAUGAACUGAUGAACUAACUAAAUUUCAAGGGAGAAGAUUGUAAAAAAGGAAAGAUCAGCUGCGAGAGCUGAUUGGUUCUUUGUAUAUUGGAUGGUGAGUUUUUGCUUCACUUUUCACAUUCCAUGAGCCUAUUUGAAAAUCGAGAUUGAGAGGCCCUAUAUAAAUGAAGGCUUGCAACAUUAUGCAUGACCAAAUGAUAUGAUCCAGAAAGCACCUACGCCAGUGGAAGGAUAAAUAGAAAGAUGGAAAGUGCUGCUAAAUCUUUGUUCUGUAUCUGUGCUGUGUUUCUUGACGUAAAUAUAUGAUAGUUCAGUUUUCAAUUAUUUCCUAUGUUCUUUGGCAAUGUUUGCUGUGUUGUUCUUUGUGUAGGUCUAACUGAAACCUUGAGAAUGUAAAUUUAUUUAGUUUAACAAGAAAUGAAGCACGUUCUAACUUCUUACA